ACUAGGGAAACGCCUGCGAGAAGCACAAAACGAUGUGCUCGCGGCAAUUGGCGCCGUUGAACGGAAGUGGCCUUUGCACAGGGAUGGAUCUUCGAACACACAGAGUCACUCAGUCGAACGCAUGGAAAAUGAGUAUGCCGAAGUGCUCAUGGACGGCAUUACAUUUGCUUCCAUACCAUUUAGCUGGUGGGCAGUUGUAAUGAAGACUCGAUUUGCGGUUAAAUGGGCUUCCUCUGAUAUGACAUUCAUGCAAAUCCUUGUCGAGGAGUAUAAUCGUAGCUUCCGUCCGGUCUCCCGUUCAUUUCUCUGCCAUUUCAUAGGUGCUGGUAUUGUGCCUACAGGUGUUGAAUGUCUGUCUUGGUUAUGGAGGGGCUUGUUUGACUCUGUUCUAUCAACUCUGGGUUUCAAGAAGCAUAAUGUGGCUGGCCCAUUAGUCCUUACAAGUCUGAUUGGCGAUUUGUUUGUGAACUCUCUUUGCGCGCCGAUGCUCUACCACUCGGUUCUCGUUCAAACGGGACUAUUAUCAUCACUUCUACCAUCCAUAUCGGCAUGGAAGCCAGGCUCAGCACUGUCGCCCUUUCCAAGCUUCCGGAGCUGGCAGCAAAUACUACUGUCUCCCAUUGUGGUACACAAUGUUGUACGUUAUAUCGGCAAUACUGUUCUAAGAUCGAUAACCCGCAUCUCAGAGGAUGAUCUAGCUUUGGCCCUUGUUCAUCCCAAUGAAGUUGGUAGAACAGUUGCACAGAAACGAAGACAGCAGCGUGCUGAACUGCGCCUCACCAAGAACCUCCCAUCACUCUCCCGUGUUCUUAGGUUCUUUGGCUGGGGACAUCAAAUUCCUAGAAGGACUGUCAUAUUCGAAGCUAGUCAUCAGCCUUCUGAUUCAUUACUAAUGUCGCAGUCAAACAUAGAUGUGCUACACGGUCAAGAAACCGCGGACAGGUCUAGGGAUGACUGGGAGGACGAAUUACAUGGCUUGCAGGGAUCAGGAUCUAAUGUCCCGGAAACACUUCAGAACCCUCCACAUGAGGCAGCACUACCUUCAUCGGCCCGUGCCAAUGUCGACACUUCCACUGCCAAUACACAACCGUCAGUCCGGAUCACGUCAAGGGAUAAUGACCGCGGCUAUCUCGAACUGGAGAUCGAAAUCCCGGCACCGCAUCUCGAGGAAGAGACAGAACACAAUCGAGCCACAGAUCUGUCUCGGGGUCCCUCUAAACUACUUGCUCACUUUAUACAUAUCUUCCUCGAAAGAGAGUUGCUGUACCUGCCAUCGCGCAUCAUCACUACCAACUUUUACGCCUUAUAUUUCAUUAAUACCCCGAUAGCGGGCUCAACAGGUCCGACAGCUUUCCAUACAUUGUCUUUCUGGCUCAAUCUAUUCCGAAACCUCAGGCUUGGCGUUAUCGUUACUGCAGCCAGCAACUGGGCACUUUGUACUAUGAUUGAGUACAGUUUCUUUGCCGGUCUUUGGGGUUGCCACUAUGGCCUAACGUUGUGGCAAGGUAGACACGCAUUUGGUUGGGGAAAUCUGUAGAUUAGUACUGCUACAAUCUAGCAGUACCAACAUGACCCUGGUCAGCAAUUAUCACCACUAGAUCCUUUUCCCGA
Pseudovirgaria hyperparasitica is the source of this 1611-nucleotide messenger RNA. RefSeq lists its product as uncharacterized. The record is from RefSeq and is a predicted model, not a curated record. Lineage: Eukaryota; Fungi; Ascomycota; Dothideomycetes; Acrospermales; Acrospermaceae. The transcript has 3 exons. Bases 122 to 1537 code for a protein of 471 amino acids.